This is a messenger RNA of Dipodomys ordii (Ord's kangaroo rat), 1269 nucleotides long. RefSeq names its product nitric oxide associated 1 (gene Noa1). The record is from RefSeq and is a predicted model, not a curated record. The coding region runs from base 12 to 1214 and encodes 400 amino acids. Lineage: Eukaryota; Metazoa; Chordata; Mammalia; Rodentia; Heteromyidae. The transcript has 6 exons.
GCGCCGUCCCCAUGCUGCCGGCGCUCCUAACGCGAAGGCUGCUCUGCGGCCUGGUGCGGGUGUCGGCGCCCGCGGCGGCGCGCCCGACCCUUGCGGGUCCCCUCCCAGAAAGGAGGUGCGCGGCCGCCUCCUCGUCCCAGCGCCAGUCCUUCCCGGGCCGCGGGCUUCCUCCUGCCCCCACGGCCUGUGAAGACUCCCCAGGAGGCUUGGGCACCGAGGAGCGUUUCCUGUUCCCCGAGUAUGUGGUGGAGCCGGCGUCCGCGCCGACCCCGGAGGAGGAGCUGCGAGAGCUGCAGCAGCGACUGGAGGAAGAGGAGCGACAGCGACUGCGGCGGCGGGAAGAGCGGCUUCAGCGCCAGCUCCGCGUCGGCCGCCGUGCGCACCCGGGGCCGGAAGCUCCGGCCCGGACGGUGCCGCCCAGCGGCCUGUACUGCUCGGGAAGAGUUGGAAGAACAUUUUUGUAUUCACAAGAACAGAAGGAUGAAGCUGCCUUUUACUUUGAUGCUGAUUCACUUGCUUUUGACAUGGGAAAUGAGCCUGUUACCACCGUGCACCAACCCACCAAACGAGUAGAAUUGACUCCACAAGACGUGAAAGAUGCCCACUGGUUUUAUGAUACCCCUGGAAUUACAAAAGAAAAUUGUAUUUUAAAUCUACUAUCAGAAAAAGAGAUAGACAUUGUUUUGCCAACACAUUCUAUUGUUCCAAGAACUUUUGUGCUUAAACCAGGAAUGGUCCUGUUUCUGGGUGCUAUAGGCCGCAUUGAUUUCCUGCAGGGAAAUCAGUCUGCUUGGUUUACAGUUGUGGCGUCCAAUUACCUCCCGGUGCAUAUUACUUCCUUGGACAAGGCAGAUGCUAUAUAUAAGAAGCAUGCAGGUUAUACAUUACUCCAGGUUCCAAUGGGUGGAGAAGAACGAAUGGCUGAAUUUCCUCCUCUUGUUGCUGAAGACAUUACAUUAAAAGAAGGACUUGGUGAAUCUGAAGCAGUGGCUGACAUCAAAUUUUCCUCUGCAGGCUGGGUUGCAGUGACACCUCAUUUUGAAGACAGACUGCAUCUCCGGGUCUACACACCUCAAGGAACAGUCCUGACAGUCCGACCCCCUCUCUUGCCAUAUAUUGUUAACAUCAAAGGACACCGCAUUAAGAGAAGUGUGGCCUACAAAACCAAGAGGCCUCCUUCCCUUCUAUACAACCUGCAGAAAAAGAAAAAGUGACAGAUGUCGGAGGUUAUAUUCAGAAUAUGUUGAUAUUGAAAUUGUACUAAUAAUA